UAUCUUAAAUAUGCUUUAAGACAAGAUUAGUGUAGUUUUUAAAUACUGCUAAUAAUUAAUUUUGCUUUUGGACUGUGACAUUUUGGGAUUAAAAGUUCUUUGUGUAUCCAGACAAUUUUAAUUUAGUAUCUUUUUGAUCAGUGUGCUCUUGAGAGGAAGAGGUGUAUUUCUCAUAACUUUAGCUUUUGUGGCUUAGGGAUGGCUUCUCUUUUGUAUUUCUGGUCUGUUUUUUCUGUGUUUCAUUCUUACUUGUAAUCAUGAUGCAUUUUGGGUGGUUUUGUAUCCCUUUCUGAACUUCCUUUCUCAAAAAGGCUAGUGAAGAUGAAUGAACAUUAGCGUGCAUAGGAUUUCAAAUGCAUUUUUAAUUUUUCAUUCUUUAAAGACUUAUGAGAAAAAAGGCAGAGUGCUUAUUUUGAAAGAUCUAAUCUGUUAGUGUGGGAAAAUACAAUUCAUGCACUGGAAGAGUGGAAUCAGCAUCCAUCAGCAGUCUGUGGCAUUUACUGCCUUAAUUGAGGCUGGCUGCUGACAAUGUUAAACAUUAUAGCAAAAAGUUUCAAUUUGGAAGACAUGCGAUUAUCUUGUCUUCCUUAAUAGUCCUUAACUUGCCCCGGAUUCUUGCUUUAAGUCCAGCAAGUGAUUGUUUUCACAACAAGCUCAAAGUACAGCCUUCAGCACAAGUUCUGGAGUCAUGCAUCUUGAUUUCAUGCCAUGAUGAUUAUUAAACGAUCCUGGUUAGAGUUGUUUUCUCUUAAUUCCUCCUAGGGAACAGUUAAUUAAAACCUUUAGCUUUUUCUCCCCUGUUUUCUUCUCGCAGUGACUUGUAUUUUGAAAGCUUUCAUGGUGACCUUGGACUGAGUUUGCAGAUUAUUGGCAGGGAGUGCAGAAUGGCUGAGUUAGAGCUGUGGAGCAGCAACUGCUUCCUACAGGUCUCUGUAAUUUCAUACUAAGAGCUCACUUUGCUGAAACUCAUCAGUGGGGCUAUGUUUGUGGUUUUCUUUUGGGGGAUGGGGUGGUGUUCCCCUUGUGGACUACAAAAAGCAUUUAACUUGCUGUAAUUUGUAGAUAACUUGUAUAAAAGUGUACGUUUAGAAGUAGUGUAUAUUGAUUUGUACCUGCAGAAAGUGUAUUCUUUUGGUCUGUCCUCUUUGCACUCUGAUGACUGAUGUCCUUCUGUGCUUUACAGGGAGCAUGGGAUUACUAAAUAACUUCAGACUGACCCUGUGACUGACUCCUUGGUUUCUAAGUUUGAAGGGCUGUUGGUUCAGCUUUGACACUUGCAAAGACUGUUUAUUGCUGGAUACUUGUGAAAGAUGGUGGAUCGCUUGGCAAACAGUGAGGCAAAUACUAGAAGAAUAAGUAUAGUGGAAAACUGCUUUGGAGCAGCUGGUCAACCUCUGACUAUUCCUGGUCGUGUUCUCAUUGGAGAGGGAGUGCUAACAAAGCUGUGUAGGAAGAAGCCUAAAGCAAGGCAGUUCUUUCUGUUCAACGACAUUCUUGUUUAUGGUAACAUUGUCAUCCAGAAGAAGAAAUACAAUAAGCAGCACAUAAUCCCACUGGAAAAUGUCACUAUUGAUUCCAUCCAGGAUGAGGGAGACUUACGGAACGGGUGGCUUAUCAAGACACCAACAAAGUCUUUUGCGGUUUAUGCUGCCACUGCUACAGAGAAGUCUGAGUGGAUGAAUCACAUAAACAAGUGCGUUUCUGAUUUGCUUUCCAAAAGUGGGAAGACUCCUAGCAAUGAACAUGCAGCUGUCUGGGUACCGGACUCGGAAGCCACGGUGUGCAUGCGCUGUCAGAAGGCAAAAUUCACACCCGUCAACCGUCGUCAUCACUGUCGCAAGUGCGGCUUCGUUGUGUGCGGGCCGUGCUCUGAAAAGAGGUUUCUUCUCCCGAGCCAGUCUUCCAAGCCAGUGAGAAUCUGCGACUUCUGCUACGAUCUUCUUUCUACUGGGGAGAUGACUGCAUGUCAGUCCGCUAGAUCAGACUCCUACAGCCAGUCACCGAAGUCAUCUUUAAACGAUGUAUCUGAUGAUGAUGACGACGAAGACAGUAGCGAUUAAGGACGAAAUGUUUUUUCCAUGUGUUGCAAGUUGUUUCAAACCAUAUGGAGCUGCUUUUGGGGAAGUCUGUAGUGAGAUUCCUCAGAAAAAUCUUGUUCUAGCCAUAAAAUAUGCCUGAAUAUCUUCAAUUGCGAUGUGCCUCAAUCUAUGAAUUCUCUAGACAAUAGUUGUUUUUUUCUCCUCUGCAGGGAUAGACUGGUGCAAAUGUUAUCAGAAUAUUUUCCAACUUCAUAUACUUGAGUUCUGUCUAGGUUAGGCUUUUGUGGAAGACCGGAGAAUAAAAUGUACUUUCUUAAUUUAACAACCCAUACUUUCUAAUGUUUCAUAUUGAUAUGUUAUGUGGAGGUUUUUUGGAUAUGGGAAGGAAAACUGUGAACAUGCAUGGGAUGGUGAUGUUAUCGUUAAUCCUGUAGACUAUGUUGUUUUUCUAGCCAUGGUAUAUAAUAAGUUGAAAGGUGAUGUAACUUACAAACCUAAACGUCACGAAACUUGGAAACUCUUGUUUUGCUCUUACUUAUGACUUCCUAUGCCAAGCAGUGCCUUGUACCAAUUGUGCUGAUUCAGGAAGAAACAAACUUAUUUUAUGUCACCUAAUGCUGGUAUCUGAGAGAUUGUUGGUGCUAUUGAAAAUAACUGCUGUGUUCAAAGUGGAGCUUUGAUAAGGUCAUAACUGUACCUCGUGGUGAGUGAUGGAGACCCAAAUCACAUGUCCUCACCUGUGAAGGCAGACCCGAAGACUCUGCCACAGGCUUCAGCAGGGUUCUCCUUGCAGAAGCUGUGCUGUGGGUCAGGAUCUUGAGAUGAGAAGCUUAGGGAGACUCUUUGUGGGGAUUUACACAUUUUCUUUUCAGAACAGUUUCUAUGUUUCAAAUUUGUCAAAUGCAUACUGAAAUUUUAGUUGGGUGAUACAGCAUUUGGAUGUGAUAGCCUAUAUAUUUUUAGAAAUAAUUCCCAAAAACGACACUAGAAUUUUUUCUUAAAACAUUGGUGAGAAGUUUGUUUGGCUUUUUUUUUCUCCCCAGGAAUUUUAUUGGCUUGUUUAAAAAUAACCUCAUGUUUUCAACAAAAAGCCUGCAAGUAUCCCUCUAAACUGGCUUUCCUUUUUACACAGCUGACCUCAGGAUAAAUGUGAGUUGCAAGUUAUUUUAUUCUAAAUGUAUACCCAGGACCAAGAAAGAUGUAUUUAAGGACUGUAAUGGAAUCAUCAGUGCAGAAAAUGUCUCUUAUCAUAGUAUUCGUUUUUAUUUCUUGAGUCCCAAAGCAUCAUGUUUCCAUAUAACUGUAAAUGUUAGACUUGCAAAGACACAUUAAACCCCCAAAUGUAUGUUUCUGUAUUUUUAUACUGAUAGCAUCAAUUUUGAAGCAGAAAGACCUCUUUGAAAUAGUUGUAUAAAUAUAGUAGCAACUGACUUUAUACAAAAAAUGUUAAACUUUUGUAUCUCUGAAUGACAACUUCUGCACUGUUUGCCUUGGUUGGCAAUAAUUGGGUUAAAUAUUUAUUGAAUAAACAAUCAAUGCUGCAUGUUGCACUAGUCUCCCAUUCUGUACGCUGAAAGUGUCAGUCAUAUAUUUUUUUAACAAAAAUUAGCAGAGCACUUCAAAGCUGUACCCCUCCAUGAGAUUUCUGGUAGCUAAAGAUGCACUUAGCAUCUUGAGAGAGGCACUCUACAUUCAUAGUGUGCAAGACAUUGCUUCAGGUGAAAAUUGCAUUAAUAUUUCUAGCUUAGACAAUUUCUAAAAAUAAGGCUUUUUAUAAAAGCACAGAAGAGUAUUUGUUCUACUUGGAAAUAAAUGCACAAAGGGGAAAACACUUUCUGAUGCAGACUUGGGACCAGGAAGAUUCUGUAAAAUUGCUAGAUUGUAUAUAUUGAAAGACUAACUGAAAUGUGUAGUUGCAUACUUUUUUCUUGAAAGAUGGGGGAAUGGUGACCUGCAGCAGGGAAAAAUGGGCUAUUCUGAGAAGGCACUUUGAGUUAAUAGUGCUUACUUUUUGUACCUCUCAAUAUUUCUACUUCAGGAGUGGAGACUUGUCAGCUUCGGUUUUUCUACAGAAUCAAAGUACAAACUUCCCUUGUACAUACCUUCUAAUGACUAACAGUCAUUUUCUUCUUGAUGCAAUUGUUUCCUCUUUCUUAAGCUGUCAAAUAUUAACUUGUCUUGUUAACGAGUCCAUCUCCUUGUUUACUUUCCCCUUUGUUUCCUUGUGCUUAUUUUCAGCACCUUUUAGGGGUGAGAAAAGGGUUGCUGAGAGUUAGAUCACAUCCUGUACUUCGAGAAUGUAUUUGUACCUACUUCAGAUAUCUUUUUAUCUGUGAAUGAAACUUGCACUGUGCUGCACUGAUCCCUGAAGCUGUAACCAAACCAAUGCGUGUGUGUGGAAUUUUUCAUCUGAAAUUGAUGUAUGUGGUUAGAUGUUUUUUAAAAAGCAUUAAAAAAAGGUGUUUUAUGGUAAUGCUUCUAUUCCUCAGUGAUACUUGUUUAAAACUUUACAAAAUGGAGUUAACAUUGACUUCUCUUGUAGUUAAAAAUUCCUGAAAGGGCUCAUUUCAUACUCUGUAAUCUUGUUCUGUCAAAUUAUUUUAUUUACAAAUAUAUGGUGUAGCUUCAA
Messenger RNA from Myiozetetes cayanensis, 4668 nucleotides. RefSeq names its product pleckstrin homology and FYVE domain containing 2 (gene PLEKHF2). Gene Ontology annotation, molecular function: phosphatidylinositol binding; metal ion binding. The coding region runs from base 1311 to 2060 and encodes 249 amino acids. The record is from RefSeq and is a predicted model, not a curated record. Lineage: Eukaryota; Metazoa; Chordata; Aves; Passeriformes; Tyrannidae. The transcript is spliced from 2 exons.